UGUGUUUCAGAUGGUGGGGCAUUACUCUACUCUCCAGAAUACUAACGAGGGCCUUUGUCACAGAUCUCUUUCUCUCUUUGCCCCUUUUCCGCUCUCUCGCUGCUCCUUUCACAUACACACACACGCGCGCAUACACACACUUGCACACUCUUGAUUUUGUCAAUGGCGCCUUUUGUUCCUUUCAUCUCUGUCCCAAACAAAGCAUUCUUGUGUACGCAGGACGGAAAGAGUGAGGGAGAGAGAAGAGAAGGAAAGAGAGAGAAAGAGACAGAGACAGACGAAAACAUGCAACACGCUUUUAUAGUUUAGCGAAGGCAAAGUUUUGAUUCUGUGAAAGGGUCAGCACUACGUAGACCACGAGAGCUCAUCUGUUACCAUGGAGAUGGAAUAUAUCCUGCUGGAAAGAUGACAUCCGCCACACCCCCUUCCUCCCGUAGCUCCUCCCCCCAGAAGGUGUGUCACUCCCAGACGCAAACGGACAUACUGAAGCCCCUGUUGGGCGGCGGGAGCUCGGGCGGGGGCGGGACCCUGCGGAGGAGGAGGCGUGUGCUCUCCAAGGAUGGGCGGAGCAACGUGCGCAUCGAGCACAUCAGUGGGCGGAGCGCCCUGUACAUACGUGACCUCUGGACCACCUUCCUGGACAUGCAGUGGCGCUACAAGUUCUUUCUCUUCACGGCCACCUUUGCCGGGACCUGGUUCCUGUUUGGGAUGUUGUGGUAUCUUGUGGCGUUGGUGCAUGGAGACCUAAUUGAGUUCGACCCACCGUCCAACCACACCCCCUGCGUGAUGCAGAUGCAGACCCUCACGGGAGCCUUCCUCUUCUCGCUGGAGACGCAGACCACCAUUGGCUAUGGCUUCCGCUGCAUCACCGAGGAGUGUCCCGCCGCCAUCAUCCUCCUCAUCCUCCAGCUGGUCAUCACCAUGGUGAUGGAGAUCUUCAUCACUGGAACCUUCUUGGCAAAGGUGGCUCGGCCAAAAAAGAGAGGUGAGACCGUCAAGUUCAGCCAGCACGCCGUGGUGUCCAGUCACGAGGGCCGGCCCUGCCUCAUGAUCCGGGUAGCCAACAUGCGCAAGAGCCUCCUGUUGGGUUGCCAGGUGAGCGGGAAACUGCUCCAGACGUCCCUGACCAAGGAGGGGGAGACGGUGCGUCUGGACCAGAGGAACGUGCCCUUCCAGGUGGACAUGUCCAGCGACAGCCCCUUCCUCAUCCUGCCCCUCACCUUCUACCACAUCAUCGACGACCUCAGCCCCCUGAGGGCCUGGGCUGCCAAGGGUGGUGGAUGGACAGAUCCGGACCUGGCUGACUUUGAGCUGCUGGUGAUCAUGAGUGCCACUGUGGAGCCCACCUCAGCCACCUGCCAGGUGCGCACCUCUUACCUCCCCGACGAGAUCCUGUGGGGCUACGAGUUCCCCCCCGUGGUCUCCCUCUCCCCCUCUGGGAAGUACGUGGCCGACUUCGCCUUCUUCGACAAGGUGGCCAAGACCAAGACCACGCCCAUCUUCAAGUCGUCCUCGUCGGGCUCCCCACACCACGGUUACCAGGGUGGGGGAGGCGGGGAGGGUGCGGACCCGGAGAAGAUCCGGCUGGAGCAGAGCUACCGGGAGAGGGGGGAGGAAGGGGGGGGGGGGCAGGGGGAGGGUGAGAGACAGUAGCCCGCUCAGCGUGCG
Messenger RNA from Osmerus eperlanus (European smelt), 1668 nucleotides. RefSeq names its product ATP-sensitive inward rectifier potassium channel 10-like. Gene Ontology annotation, cellular component: plasma membrane. Gene Ontology annotation, biological process: potassium ion import across plasma membrane; regulation of monoatomic ion transmembrane transport. The record is from RefSeq and is a predicted model, not a curated record. Gene Ontology annotation, molecular function: inward rectifier potassium channel activity. The coding region runs from base 406 to 1653 and encodes 415 amino acids. NCBI's taxonomy places the organism in Eukaryota, Metazoa, Chordata, Actinopteri, Osmeriformes, Osmeridae. The transcript has 6 exons.